AUGCUUAGAUCUUUCCUUUAGUUGUUUCUGUUUACCACAUUUACAGAAGGCCAGUUGUAGUGUUUAGUCUGUUUUCUUCAGUUCUCUUGUUCUUUCCUUUGCUAGGAGAAUACACAUAGGGAAUUUUUAUACCUAAGAAGUGGAGGUUAUACAUGCUUCAUCAAUCAAUAAAAAUAAAGCAAACAGCUUUAGAGGGAUGCUGAACAAAAGGAUGCUGUAGUUUAGGAGCAUUUUUUAUUGUAUGCUGCAAUCUUGGGUCAUAUUCUACCCUACAGAAUGCAAUGAUUAGUGGGGACAAAAUACCUUUAUUAUGAUAAAAUAUGAAUGUUGAAUAUUACAACAUUAUGAAGACAAGCUGGAUAGAGUUCACCUGAAAAGUUUUGCAUUCAAUGAGAGAAAGAAGUUACUAAUUUUCAAGGGCACAAUGCAGAUGCUUGGUGUUGAGAAAAGUAUGGAGAAAGUUGCUAAUGAAGAAGCUGUCAUCCAUUUUCCACUGAUGAUUAAAUGCCUGACUUUAUAUCCAGUUUUAAUUUGUAAUGCUCUUUUUGUCCUAUCCACCAAAUGAAGUACAGUCAGGGAAACUGGGUUGUCCUUAAACUUACUUAAAAAGUAAGAGUUCUUACUUUCAUUUUAAUGUUGCUAUAUUUUGUCUUUGCAGUGAAGAGAAUACACCACUAGAUUUGGAUGAUCAUGGUGGCAGAACUUUCCUGAGAGUUUUGCUCCAUUUAACAAUGCAUGACUAUCCUCCACUAGUAUCUGGGGCACUUCAGCUACUCUUCAGACACUUUAGUCAGAGGCAAGAAGUCCUCCAGGCUUUUAAACAGGUUCAACUGCUUGUUACCAGCCAAGAUAUUGACAAUUAUAAGCAGAUAAAGCAAGACUUGGAUCAGCUGAGGUCCAUUGUUGAAAAAUCGGAACUCUGGGUAUACAAAGGACAGGGGCCUGAUGAAGCUGCAGAUGUGACAACAGGAGAAAAUGAACAUAAGAAAAAGGAGGAAGGUCGCAGCAAAUCCUCUAAACCGGAAAGCACUAGUAGCUACAAUUAUAGGGUAGUAAAAGAGAUUUUGCUUCGCCUUAGCAAGCUUUGUGUCCAGGAGAGUAUCUUGGUCAGGAAAAGCAGGAAACAGCAGCAGAGAUUGCUCCGAAACAUGGGGGCUCAUGCGGUGGUACUGGAACUCUUACAAAUCCCCUAUGAGAAAGCUGAAGAUAUACGCAUGCAGGAGAUCAUGAAACUGGCCCAUGAGUUUCUACAGAACUUCUGUGCUGGCAAUCAACAAAAUCAGGCUUUGCUACACAAGCAUAUAAAUCUGUUUCUCAACCCUGGGAUCCUGGAAGCCGUGACGAUGCAGCAUAUCUUCAUGAAUAAUUUCCAGCUUUGCAGUGAAAUUAAUGAGAGAGUGGUUCAACACUUUGUGCACUGUAUCGAAACACAUGGAAGGAAUGUCCAGUACAUUAAAUUCCUCCAGACAAUUGUUAAGGCUGAAGGGAAGUUCAUUAAAAAGUGUCAGGAUAUGGUCAUGGCAGAGUUGGUCAAUGCAGGGGAAGAUGUCCUUGUGUUCUACAAUGACAGAGCUUCAUUCCAGACAUUAGUGCAGAUGAUGAGAUCAGAACGGGACAGAAUGGAUGAAAACAGUGCUCUCAUGUAUCAUAUCCACUUAGUAGAAUUGCUGGCUGUUUGCACUGAGGGCAAAAAUGUCUACACCGAAAUCAAGUGCAACUCUCUUCUCCCCUUGGAUGACAUUGUUAGAGUUGUAACUCAUGAGGAUUGCAUACCUGAGGUGAAAAUAGCCUAUAUUAAUUUUCUAAACCACUGCUAUGUCGACACAGAAGUUGAAAUGAAAGAGAUUUAUACGAGCAAUCAUAUGUGGAAGCUCUUUGAAAACUUUCUUGUGGAUAUCUGUAGGUUGGUGUCAUAAAUCACAUUCUUCAACAAGGCACUCCCUCAGGCUGUAGA
This is a messenger RNA of Thamnophis sirtalis, 1954 nucleotides long. Lineage: Eukaryota; Metazoa; Chordata; Lepidosauria; Squamata; Natricidae. The record is from RefSeq and is a predicted model, not a curated record.